UAAAAAAAAGCGGUGCGGAGGAACACGUCGCCGCGUUGCGUUGUCCUCGGUUCUCGAGUCUUCUUCCUCAGAACUCCUCGGAACAGAGUCCAUGCUGCAGAGCGCACAUCACCUUCUCCUCCUCCUCCUCUCGUCGAAGGGGUCACCUGAGAACACAGAGACAAUGGUGAAGGCUGUCGCUGUGCUCGCUAGCAGCGAGGGUGUCAAGGGCAUCAUCUUUUUCUCCCAGGAGGGAGAUGGUGUGACCACCGUAACUGGAAGUGUCUCUGGGCUCAGGCCAGGGCUACAUGGCUUCCAUGUGCAUGCGCUUGGUGACACUACUAAUGGCUGCAUGUCAACCGGGCCACACUUCAAUCCUACUGGGAAGGUACAUGGGGCACCAGAAGAUGAGAACCGUCAUGGUGGUGAUCUUGGAAAUGUAACAGCUGGAGCUGAUGGUGUUGCUAAUGUCAAUAUCUCUGAUAGCCAGAUCCCCCUUACUGGACCACACUCCAUCAUUGGCCGAGCUGUUGUUGUCCAUGCUGAUCCUGAUGAUCUUGGCAAGGGUGGACAUGAGCUUAGCAAGACCACUGGAAAUGCUGGGGGCCGUGUUGCUUGCGGAAUCAUCGGACUCCAGGGAUAGACGUCUCCACUUUCCAACAAGUUGUUUCAGGUUCGAUCGUAUGGACGUUGAAAUAAACACCUGAUGUGUGUAUGAUCAGUGCACAGUUUGCAUCCGUUAUAGAUGAUUAGAUGCUACACUAUUGUCUGAACAUUACACAGUACUGUCGUUUGACUUGAGUGCAUGUUUUUAAGUACCAUUGGUGGAUUCGA
Molecule: messenger RNA, 813 nt
Organism: Oryza brachyantha (malo sina)
Lineage: Eukaryota; Viridiplantae; Streptophyta; Magnoliopsida; Poales; Poaceae
Product: superoxide dismutase [Cu-Zn] 2
Exons: 8
Coding region: 92-622 (176 amino acids)
Biological process (GO): removal of superoxide radicals
Molecular function (GO): copper ion binding; superoxide dismutase activity
Source: RefSeq, a predicted model, not a curated record